Molecule: messenger RNA, 1245 nt
Organism: Moneuplotes crassus
Lineage: Eukaryota; Ciliophora; Spirotrichea; Euplotida; Euplotidae
Source: the annotation of a GenBank genome assembly
GUAUCUUAAUCUUAUGUAUCACGGCUGUAACCGCCAAUGUGUGUCAGAACGAUACCCAGACUGCAGGAUCUCCUCUCUCUGGAAGUUUCGGAAUGGCCGGACUUACUGAUGUAUAUCUUUUGGAUAUUUUGGAAGACCAAGGCAAUGAAUUACUCUAUUUUAUUGGGUAUUUUGGUUCAUCUCCAUGGGACACAAUAAUCUACAAGUCGGACCCUGCCCUGGCCAAAGUGCAAGUGAUGACUUAUGAUAUCUACUGCAACUUCCGUUCCUAUGCCAUGUCUCCAAACAGGGAGUUCAUCUAUAUUCAAGACCGUACUACGGAAAAGAUAUUCGAGGUCAGGACUUCAGACCUGGUCAUCUCCAGGGAGUUGUCAGUUAGCUCUGCCUCAGUGGAUUGGAAUACAAACAUGGAAGUGAGUGAAGGCUUCUUCUUCAGCCUCAUCAUUAGCUCAAUCAUGCACACUUGCAGAUGGAACAUGACAAAUACCAAUCUCGACUGAUUCACUUUCGGAGUCAACAGUCAGGCCAAUUUGGCCCCAAUCAGUGCCGAUCUGCUGUUCUUUGGAUCAACUGACACAGCAGCCGACCAAUACUACCUGGUGAGCUACAACUUCUCCUCCUCCAGCCUGGCCUGGAAGAAGAGCAUUGCCUGCCCCACUUCGGGCUGAGUGAACAAAUUCAGCAGCUCUCUGAUGAGCAGAGAUAAAGAGUGGGUCUACACAAUGGUGCUGUACGAUGGCAACUUUAUUUUCCAAAAACUCAGCACCACCGAUGGGAGUCCCCAAAGCUCAGGGCUGAUUUGGAACGACAGUGGGUAUUAUGCUAGUUACUGAAUGAAAGAGUUCAGUGAUUUCAUUGCCAUUCAGAUUUACAGUUCCUCAUUAUCGAAUCUCAAAAGGUUGGUUCUGGUCUCCCCCUCGGCCGCAGAAGUUGUGAAGGAGUACAACUCGGUGAGCUCGCUGGCUUAUGCAGUUGGAAGGUUGUUAUAUAAAGGUGAAGAGCUAAUGUUUCAUUCUGGAAGAAUAAACACCAAUUACACAUUCUUCUUAGCUAGAUCGCCCACAAACAACAUUGGACAACUUUCUGAGUUUGAAGAAGACACUCCUCUGUUCAGUCCAAUUACCACUUCCUAUCAGGUGUCGUCAACAACAUCAAACCCAAGCCUCACCACAAGCACGAGGACUCUUACUAUCUCAACUUCAUCGUCCAUCACGACCACUGACAUCACAUCUUCAACCAAUCCUU